GGCGAUCCAGUGUCCGUCGGCACAUUUUGAUUGCAUUUAUGAAAAACGUUUUCGCCCGCCAGCACGCGCCCGCUCCCAGUUCGCAAUUUGUGAUCCGUAAUCCAUAUCCGUGGCCGUAACCGCAGUUCGCAGUCCGGAUCUCAAAACGAGACGAGUCGCGUUAAAUCGCGCAAAUAAAAUCCGCAAUCGAUUAAACUAAAACAUUCUGUGUGUGCCUCCCAGUGUGACGAAAUAGCCACUAAAUAGCUAACAAUUAUCGAGAGUGAUUUUUACAAUUGUGCCACACACAGGUUGACAGUUCCAAGAAAGUGAAGUGAAGGGCUCCCAAAUUGGCGCCACUGGUUAGCAGCAUGUCCAGCCACGAGGAAGAUGAUCACGACCACGAGACCGAGCACGGCGACGAUGUGGAGGAGCAGGAGAUCCACGUGGACGUUGACUCCGAUUCCCGGAUGUCGUGCGGCAGCGGAUCCGAUGUGGAUAUGGACGGUGGCAGCUGCUACGAUGAGUCCGAAACGCCAUUGAGUGAAUCGCUGCAGUCGGAGCAGACGCGUUCCUCGUCCAGCGAGAAUCUCCCCUUCAGCAUAUCACGCCUGCUAUCCAAACCCUUCGAGACGAAUCACCACCACAACAACAACAAUCCGCACAGCGCCAGUCCAGGCUCCAGUAGUAACAACAACAACAAUGGGGAAAAAGGCGAGGAGAAGGAGCUGCUGCAGGCCGAGGAUCAGGACCUGGCCGCCUAUAAGCUGGCCACCAGCAUUGCCAACUCGACGUACGGAAGCGCCGCGGCCCUCUACUCCUAUCCGCAUCUGUACCCCUCGGCGGCGGCAGCGGCCGCUGGCCAUGUGCUGCGUGUGCCGCCCCAGCGAACGCCGCUCACCUGGGCGCUGCCGCCGCUGCAUCACGCGGCGCUGGCCCAUCAGGCGGUCAAGGAUCGGCUGGCAGCUGCCUUUCCCAUUGCCCGAAGGAUCGGACAUCCCUACCAGAAUCGCACGCCGCCAAAGCGAAAAAAGCCGCGCACCUCCUUCACCCGAAUCCAGGUGGCCGAGCUGGAAAAGCGAUUCCACAAGCAAAAGUAUCUAGCCUCCGCCGAGCGAGCGGCUCUGGCUCGGGGUCUCAAAAUGACCGAUGCCCAGGUGAAGACGUGGUUCCAGAAUCGACGCACCAAGUGGAGACGUCAGACAGCCGAAGAGCGAGAAGCGGAACGGCAGGCUGCCAACAGGCUGAUGCUCUCCCUUCAGGCGGAAGCUAUUAGCAAGGGCUUUGCCCCUCCGUCAGCGCCCCUCAGCACCCAGGGGGGUGUGAAUGGGGCGCCUCUGGCGGCGCUCCAUGGACUGCAGCCCUGGGCGGAAGCGUCCCAUGCAGCGGGAUGCUAAUCGCCGGACGGACCGACAUGUGGGCGGCAGCUGGUUUAUUUGUGAUACACUUCGCUUUGUACAUACAUCUGUAGUUCGAGGAGCAUAAACAGUGAACACUCGAACAGACGACUGUUCGCACUGUACAUAGGAGAAAGAGCAGAGGAAAGAAGGCUCCCGACUCCCACCUGUAAAUACGUAGCUUUACUCGGUAGAGACGCUUACUUAACCCAGAACCAGGAGUUUGAGGUCCUGGACUAGCGCUUUAAGUUUGUGUAGACUUUCGAAUUUCUGUUUUGUGUGUUUUCGUAGUGCUGCAUUUAGACUCUAAGUUAUUGUUCAAAAAGUUCAAUCGACGGCAAAACGCAUCUCAAAAGGUCGCAGUGAGCUGCGAAGCCGCGCCUAGAAUAAUAUAUUUAAUAUACAAAAUUAUGUAUCGAUUGUAAUGUAUUGUAAUUGUAAUAUUUGUCUCUAGGCUUAAGUCAACUGGCAUUACUUAGUAUUAUAAAUUAUGAACCCUAAACAUAUGUAUGAUCAUUGAAGCUUAAACAAGAAAAGCAAUGAAAAUAAACACAUUACAAAAUCAAAGAAUAUAAA
This is a messenger RNA of Drosophila ananassae, 1952 nucleotides long. RefSeq names its product T-cell leukemia homeobox protein 3 (gene C15). Gene Ontology annotation, cellular component: nucleus. The transcript has 4 exons. Gene Ontology annotation, biological process: animal organ development; regulation of transcription by RNA polymerase II. Gene Ontology annotation, molecular function: RNA polymerase II cis-regulatory region sequence-specific DNA binding; DNA-binding transcription factor activity, RNA polymerase II-specific. The record is from RefSeq and is a predicted model, not a curated record. The coding region runs from base 351 to 1376 and encodes 341 amino acids. Lineage: Eukaryota; Metazoa; Arthropoda; Insecta; Diptera; Drosophilidae.